This is a messenger RNA of Camelus dromedarius (Arabian camel), 5589 nucleotides long. RefSeq names its product leiomodin 3 (gene LMOD3). Gene Ontology annotation, cellular component: myofibril; cytoskeleton; striated muscle thin filament. The coding region runs from base 182 to 1882 and encodes 566 amino acids. NCBI's taxonomy places the organism in Eukaryota, Metazoa, Chordata, Mammalia, Artiodactyla, Camelidae. The transcript is spliced from 5 exons. The record is from RefSeq and is a predicted model, not a curated record. Gene Ontology annotation, biological process: pointed-end actin filament capping; muscle contraction; myofibril assembly. Gene Ontology annotation, molecular function: tropomyosin binding.
AGGCCUGCGGGGAGGGGCAUUUGGUCUUUUUUCUACAAGCAAGAACGCUGAGAGAGAGUCCUGUGAUGGUCCAGAGCUGCUUGUGGAAUUCCAGAUCACAGGAUCUAGAUGCAAAUAAGGACGGCUUGGAAAGGUUCAGCUUACGUGGCGGCAAGACAGAAAAAUAUAGGAAAAAAAAAUCAUGUCAGAACAUAGCAGGAAUUCAGAUCAAGAAGAACUCUUUGAUGGGGAGAUUGAUGAAGAUGAAAUCUUGGCCAACUUGUCCCCAGAAGAGCUCAAAGAACUACAAUCAGAAAUGGAAGUCAUGGCCCCUGACCCCAGGCUUCCCGCGGGAAUGAUUCAGAAGGAUCAGACUGACAAGCCACCAACAGGAAACUUUGACCAUAAAUCUCUUGUUGAUUAUAUGUAUUGGCAAAAGGCGUCCAGACGCAUGCUGGAAGACGAACGUGUUCCUGUCACCUUUGUGCCAUCCGAGGAAAAUACUCAAGCGGUAUGUGAAAAAAUAGACAAAGGCAAUAAAAAUGUGUCCCAGUAUUUAAAAGAAAAGCUUAAUAAUGAAAUUGCUGCGCUUAGAAGAAAAUCAAAGGACAGCAAUGAUGUUGAAGAAACAAAUGAUGAUGAUAAUGAAGAUAAUGAAGAUGAUGGAGAUGAAGAAGAUGAGGGAGAAGACAACAGCACAGAGAGUGAUGAGAAAACCAAAAGAGAAGAGGAAGGCGAAGUAAAGGAGCAAAUCACAAAUGGCGAGAACAGCUGCCAACAGGUGACUAAUAAAGCAUUUGAAGAACAGAAGGACAGACCUGAACCCCAAGAAAAAACUGAGAAAAAAAUAUCAAAAUUAGAUCCCAAGAAAUUAGCUCUAGAUACCAGUUUUUUGAAGGUAAGUGCAAGGCCUUCAGGAAACCAAACGGACCUGGAUGGGAGCUUGAGGCGAGUGAGACAAAAUGACCCUGACAUGAAGGAACUCAACCUGAACAACAUUGAAAACAUCCCCAGGGAAAUGUUACUGGACUUUGUCAACGCAAUGAAGAAAAACAAACACAUCAAAACCUUCAGCUUAGCAAACGUGGGUGCGGAUGAGAGCGUAGCAUUCGCCUUGGCCAACAUGUUGCGUGAAAAUAGGAGUAUUACCACUCUCAACAUCGAGUCCAAUUUCAUCACAGGCAAGGGCAUCGUGGCCAUCAUGCGGUGUCUCCAGUUCAAUGAGACACUAACCGAACUUCGGUUUCACAAUCAAAGGCACAUGUUGGGCCACCAUGCUGAAAUGGAAAUAUCCAGGCUCUUGAAGGCGAAUAACACUCUCUUGAAGAUGGGCUACCAUUUUGAGCUUCCAGGUCCCAGAAUGGUGGUAACCAAUCUGCUCACCAGGAAUCAGGAUAAACAAAGACAGAGAAGACAAGAAGAGCAAAAACAGCAGCAACUCAAAGAGCAGAGGAGGUUAAUAGCCAUGUUGGAGAAAGGGUUGGGGCUGCCACCUGGGAUGUGGGAGAGGCUGGGAGGACCAAUGCCCGACUCUCGGAUGCAGGAGUUCCUCCAGCCUCCUCCUCCUUCUCCUCCUCGACCUCCCAACCCCCAAGCGGUCCCCUUCAGUCGGCGAAAUGAAGUGGCGAAAAAGCCAUCGCAGGCUCCGCAGUACAGGACGGACCCCGACUCCUUCCGGGUGGUGCAGCUGAAGAGGAUCCAGCGCAAAUCCCGGAUGCCGGAAGCCAGAGAACCACCCGAGAAAACCAACCUCAAAGACGUGAUCAAAAUGCUCAAACCGGUGCCGAGAAACAGGCCACCCCCAUUGGUGGAAAUCACCCCCAGAGAUCAGCUCUUGAACGACAUUCGUCACAGCAACGUCGCCUACCUGAAACCUGUGCCACUGCCAAAAGAACUGGCAUGAGAGGCAACAGAAUAAUCUCGAAGAACAAGGAAGUGAUUUAAUUAAAUGACUCUCAGACUAGAGCCUGGAGACUAUUUGAGCAGCAUACUUCUGGAUCUGGGUGGUGGAACUGGGAACAAUGCUAACAUCUGACAGGAGUAUUUUGUAAAAGGCAGAGUGCUUGGCUCCUGACAAAAUAGGGGCUGAAAAGGCAGGGGGAAGGAGAAAAAAAUACCAAUCUUCAGGCAACAUUUUCUACUUCCCAUCAGUUUGAGUGACUUAGGUGAACUUGAGAGUCUUCCAGUAGAAGGUAAAAAAAAUUUUUUUUUCUUCAUCAACAUUGGCUUUACUAUUACUUUCUUCUGGUAAAUAACAAUAAAUACUAUAGAAGUGUUAACUAUUGUAUUUCCAUUGUUCUCUCCUUCCAUCUACUCUGCUGUAAUUGAUCACACAGGAUCUUAAAGGGAGCAGAACGUGUUUCACUGUGUAAAUGUGAAGGGUGAUUUGAACUCCAGGCCCUUCGGAUGCUUUGAAAUGGAAAAAUUGUUCAUUAACUCUUCUCUGGAGAAUCAGUUGCAAUUUCCAGUUUCCAGCCCUGCCGAGCUUUCUGUUUUGGCCAUUCCCCUGCUGUGUCGGGAAAUAUAUUUCUGAUAGGGGUAUCUGUGAAGAGCAGGACACUUAAGUCACAGGAUGUGGCGAAAACAGUGUUUCCCGAAAAAGCAAGGGGGAAAACAAACCCUGCAGAUACAUGAAAGCAUCCCUGUUUCCAUACAUACAGAGACAAUGGGCGAUAGCAUGCUAGUUUUGUUAAAAAAAAAAAGAAGAAAAAACCAAAAUUUAUGAGUAAUUAUUUAUUGAGAAGCUUUUGGUUUUAGCUGAGUACAUGUAUUUUUUAAAAGUUUAAUCUGUAAUGAUCGUGAUCUUAUUCUUCUCAAAAAAUCUUCUAAAGGAAACUUGCUAUAGGAUUAAAUCUAAGUUCCUUAUCCUAUCAUUGAAGGCCCUUCAUUGCCUGGUCUCCAUUUAGUAACUCAGCCUUAUUUGCUGUGAAUUCUCUGUACUAUUUUUAAUAAAACAUCCUCAUGCCUUUGCUCUCAUUAACCCUCCUAGAGAAUGCCCUGAGAGACUCCACUGAAGUCUUCCAGACAAUUCCAGCCCCGGUGUCCUUUCUACCUUCCGAGUUCCCAGGGCCUUUAAUUACGUGAGCUAGUCACUGGGUGCAGAGAAUCUGAAAUUUUGUACAGAAGUGGCAUGAGCCCUAGAAGUCAGGAAAUGACACUUUGUUGCCUUUUCUUUCUUCCAUACCUGAGCAAAUAAUUGGCACCUACCUUCCUUCCUUCUCCUUUUAUAUAAUCAAAGGUGGUACAUCACAGGCAAAGCAGGCUAGGAGAGAAUGGAUUUAAUGGGGACAAACUUAAUAACGUUAUUUGGAAGGACAAGCCAUGGGGAAGAAGUAUGGUGUUUCUAUUUUUUAAAGAUAAUUCAGUGGGUACAAAAGUAUCCAAAUUUAAAUAGUUAAUAGUCUUCAAUCAAGUAAGUAAUUUUAGAUAGCCAGAGACUGAGAGUUUGGUGUUCCCCUACGUGACUAUUUCUAUAAAACAUCCUUGGAUACAAAGCCAGUUUUAAAAGGGCUGCAAUAAAUAAAAUGUCUUAAGUAUCUGUCAUAUUCUACAUUUCAGAGCCUGAAUUCUGAUGGGACAAAGGACUGUAAAUGUGUUUAAAAGCUUAUUGUAUAUUAGUAGUUGAAGUUCUAGAAAACCCUAUGCAUUUGCUUACUCAGCAAAGUACUGAUAGAUAAGUCAGGAAUUUCAAAAAACAUUAAUAGUCCUCAAAGAAGACUUUAAUCUUAGAUGUGCAAAAAGAAAAGAUGAUUCAAGUUCUUAUUUACCGCCUCAAAACACAGGUUUUGUCAAGUGACAAGUGAAGUCACUCACAUUAUGCUUUUUUCUAUUCAUCCACACCCAGCCUAAAAAUCUUAGUUGAAAAUUUUACCUUGUUUUUAAAAUGAAAUCAUUUAUAGCAUUUCCAUGCUAGAUUUUCUAUUAUAAUCCUUCCAGAAUUGACCCUGAGCCAUUAGUAAUUAUAAUGAGUAUAUAUUUUUAAUGUGCCUUGUCACUUUCUCCAAAUUUAUUGCGGUUAGUCUGCAGAAUUCACCACGUAGAAAAUGAGUCUAAAAUAUGUAUAAACCCUUGUCAGGUUUAAAAAAAGGAUCCCAUUAGAAUUCAAUUUUACUCUAGCUGGAAAUUAAUAAAGUAAGAACGUUUUAUCAAACAGUAUUUGAAACACAAGCUGAGUGUUUUGGGCUGUACAGAACAUCCUUAUUGUUUAUAAGGUUGUCACUGAGUUUCUCAGACAUUUAGUAGAGACCUACAGUAAAUAAAGUCUCACCCCUCAAAAAAAAAACUUUGAUAAAUUUUAUUCUUCAUAUGUGGGGAAGGGUACAUGUUCUAGACCAUGUGCGUGAAGUCAUGGUGAUGUCACUGUGCUAGAGAUGAACGCUGCAGGUUGGCUGAGAAAUGAAAAUGCAAGAAAAACAAGGAGCGGUACAGGCAUUGCUUCUAAUUCCAGGACACAGAGUCUCUUCAGUAAUAAGUACUGUUCCAACUGUCUUCAUAAUUCAGUGCUAGGGAAGCCUAACUAUUUUCUAUUCAUCUAUGAAAUCACUCAAUUGGCAAGCAAAACAUUUUGUAUAAUCUAUUCCUAAAUACAUGGGAAGUCAAAGGAAGAAAAUAACAGAAAAUAUAAACUCAUGCUACCUUAAUUCUAAUGUCUGUCUAUAAAAACACAUAGUUGUGCCAAGUGCUGUCUAAAAUUUGUAUGAACUGCAGAAGCCGGUGAUCAUUCCCAUUUUCAUUCCCAUUUAUAAAAGUCUUUAUGCUUGGUCAUCUAAAGAUGCUUUUCAGAUUUUAAAAGAUCAGCUGUGACUGUCUUCCUUGUGCCCACUAGGGAAUUAAUAAAAUGCACAUUCAUUUGCUUCUUUCUAAAUGUUCCAGUUAAAAAACUAAACAGUGAAAAAAAAGGGGGGCGACAUUAUCUUGGACACCUUUUAUCAUUAGAAAAACAAAAUCUGUGCAAUAGAAACAGAACUCAACUUUUAUUUUGGUUUUUUGUCUAUUUUUUUUUAACAAGACUAUCAAGAAUAAUACAUGUCACAAAAGCUGUAACCUCCUGAAAGAUACUUAGUUUGCAACAAGUUGACAAAACCCCCUCCUCAACAGCUAUCUUUGUAUCUGUAAACAAAAUAUAAACAACUGGUUUAUUCAGCUUCCACUGCACAUCAAACAGGAGCAAAGUGAUAGAGAUCAUCUUUGAUUUUAAAAGAAUAAUGAUAAAAACUAAGCUAUUUUAUGCCCUACAUGUUAUAAUGCUAGGGAAUAUUUUUGGAGGAGGAUGCUGGGGCGAUUAAAACAGGCUAAUGCAUGACGUCACCUACUUUUAAGAGUCUUUUCCUUUACUCAUCUUGCCUGGAUACUUUAUAGUUACUUUGUUUUCCUACAAGAUAACUGUAUUGUUGCCAUCCAGUCCGUGAUACUUUGAUUUUUUUUUCAUUCCCCUUAAGAAAUAGGUCUGAUCCUUUUCCUAUCAGCUUUCAUACACACACUUGAAACUUCAGACAUAACUGGAGGGCGGUUUCUUUUGGUUUCUGAGGGCUUCCUGCUGUAACAUCAGAGAUGUUGGCAGCGUGGCCCCCACCUGCAUGCUGCCCUAGAGAGUCGGAUGUGGUGCGUGCA